AUGUCGGAUGCAGAUGCCAGAGAGGUCUCGCGCCUUUACCGCGCUUGGAGAACAGCACACGAGAUGAUCGCCGAUAGGGGAUAUGAUCUCACAGAAGAGGAACUGAACAUCAGUCUCGACGACUUCAAGGUCAAAUACUGCGACUCUGAUGGCAGACCCCAGCGAAAGAAGAUGACAUUCUCUGCCAAACCAUCUCAGUCGAUGAUUGACCGAAACACCGACACUCAAACCGGACAACUAAUCCCAAACUCCUGUGGUACAAUCUGGAUCGAAUUCUCUCCAGAGCCUUCCAUCGGUAUCAAGCAGAUGCGUGUCUUCGCCCAUACUAUAGUCGAACACAACUUCCAUACCGGUGUUUUCAUCACAAUGGCUCCCUUGACAUCGUCCGCAGCGAAGAUAAUUCCGACGGUUGCGCCGAGUGUCAUCGAAUGCUUUUUGGAACAGGAUCUGUUGGUCAAUAUCACACGUCACGAAUUGGUCCCACAGCACGUCUUGAUGAGUAGAGAGGAUAAGCGAAAGUUGUUGGAGAGGUAUAGAUUGAAGGAGACACAGUUGCCAAGGAUUCAACAAGCUGAUCCAGUCGCCAAGUACUUUGGGUUGAAGAGAGGCAUGGUUGUUAAGAUUAUCAGAAAGAGUGAGACUGCUGGCAGAUACGCUAGCUACAGAUGGGUUUACUAA
Messenger RNA from Orbilia oligospora ATCC 24927, 678 nucleotides. RefSeq lists its product as uncharacterized. Gene Ontology annotation, cellular component: RNA polymerase II, core complex; RNA polymerase I complex; RNA polymerase III complex. The coding region runs from base 1 to 678 and encodes 225 amino acids. The transcript has 3 exons. The record is from RefSeq and is a predicted model, not a curated record. Gene Ontology annotation, molecular function: DNA binding; DNA-directed RNA polymerase activity. Gene Ontology annotation, biological process: DNA-templated transcription. NCBI's taxonomy places the organism in Eukaryota, Fungi, Ascomycota, Orbiliomycetes, Orbiliales, Orbiliaceae.